Molecule: messenger RNA, 1071 nt
Organism: Wallemia ichthyophaga EXF-994
Lineage: Eukaryota; Fungi; Basidiomycota; Wallemiomycetes; Wallemiales; Wallemiaceae
Product: Chloroperoxidase
Exons: 4
Coding region: 1-1071 (356 amino acids)
Molecular function (GO): peroxidase activity
Source: RefSeq, a predicted model, not a curated record
AUGUCAUCUGCAGAAACGCAGCCCAAGCCACAAGCAUCUGCGUGCGAGGACUACCAAGUGAACAGGUUCUUAGGACUCUGGAACAGGAUCAAAGGUGUUGUAACGUUACCACCGAAAUUGCUGCCAUUCCUCAUCCUUCACACCCUUGAUCCGAUUCUAUUCCUCCUCAAUAUCCUAACUAUCCCCUUCCCAAGAGCUAAGCCUGAAUCUCAACACAAAUGGACGCUUGCCGAUAGAAUGUUGGCCAAGGCAUGUCAAUGGAGUGGUUGGGGUAAGAUCACUGAAUCUGACAAGAAGAUGAUCCUCUCUGCCCUCAAUAACUACGCUGCACCCGGCGAAGAAGACUCACGUUCCCCAUGUCCUGGUCUCAACGCUAUGGCCAAUCACGGAUUCAUUCCACGCCACGGCAAGCACGUAUCUCUCUCCGUUAUCUGCGUUGCCAUCAAGAAGACUUAUGAUUUCGCUCCGACGUUUGCAUACCAACUGACGUCAGCUGCCGGCUUCAUUUCCAAAUCUUCCGGCGACGGCAAGACAUGGUUAGAUUUGAAAGACAUCGAAGCGCCAAAUGUGAUUGAGCACGAUGCAUCUUUGUUGCGCCAUGACCGCAUGUUCCAGCCAAAUCAAGGUGCACCAGCUGUAGACCUCUGCGAGCGCACACUCCAGUUUGCGCACCCACCAAAGCAGCCAGGUGCACCAGGCAAGAAGGGCAAGUCGUGUCUCAACACGGAAUCCAUGUCCAAGGCUCUCUACGAACGUAGGCUCAUUUGCUCAUCCGAUCAAGAUCCAAACCGCGAGAACAAAGUCAGAAACGGCCAGUACUUCUUGCCAGGUAAGCUCAAGAUAUUCGGCGCCGGUAACUCGGCUAUCCCACUCAUUCUCUGGGAUGGUAGACAAGAUUACAUCAGACCUUUCUUCGUCGAAGAGCGCUUGGCUUACAGAGAGGGAUGGCACCCAUACACCCGUGAAGAUCCUGCUGGAUUCUUCGGUCUCUCGUUCAUGUACUUUAUGCUUGUAUUCGCAACCAUCGAGCAUGGCGUUGGUAACAUCUUCACCAAGAAGAAAAAAGAUUAA